AUUAAACAUGGGGAGUCUUUUCAGAAGCACUUGUUUGGUGGGAUAGUUAGUAAGCAUAUCAAAUAAUGAACUAAUAUGAACAACACUAUAGAACCACACCAAAUGUACAUAAUAUGAUAUUAAACAUAAAGUAUUGUUGAGUAGGGUCCAGUGUAAAACCACUCAAGUUGUCCUUGUAGAAUGUGUCUGCUUUUAAAGAACUGUCACCCCCCUCCAUCUUUCAUUAACACAGUGGCUGUAAAAGAUUAGCGUGCCUUAUCAUCAAGUCUUGGUUACCAUCUGCGAUGCUCAUCUUCUAUGAUGAAAUGUGAUCCAGGGACUUUCAGGUGACAGUGUCAGAGUAAGAUUAUGUAGUGGGAAUGCUUGACAUAGUUUCCAUCGUCACAAAGUGCCCAUUCCUAUUUAAAAGUACUACUCUCUCCUUCAGCCAGCACAGCAAUGCUGAAAUACAAAAUAGAAGAAGUUAGAGGUAGAAGGAAGGCAACAUGUCAGAAUCAGACAGAAAAUCUAAUCUGAAUAAGUUAACCAAAACCAACAAAAAUAUAAAAAAACUGUGGACCAUAAGCAUGGUUUGCAGCUUGACUAAAAGUUGGCAGCGGUGGGCUUCAGAAAAUGAAAAUAAGCAUGCCAGCGAACCUUCAGGUUGGGCACCUUAUGCUGAAAAAGAAGAAAAAACAAAGCAAUAUAAAAAGAGAAGUGCUGAUCAAACAACGGGAUCUAUUCAAAAGACAUUUCAAUCUGCAGAGAAACUUGAAGGCGAUUCUGGUGAGGAACUUUUGGAGUCAAAAAUCAGAAGCAAACAGGUGAUGAAAACCAUAACAAGUAAGGUUCAGCAGAAAGGGAGUGUCAUUAGCUUUUUGACAAAUAGAUAUGAAAAUGAAACAAAUGAGGCUGAUAAAAUUGUGUACGAGAACAAGUCUCCAACCCGGAGGAGAAAGUGUUCCAACCUAGUCUCUGAGCUCACCAAGGGCUGGAAGGACAUGGAGAAUGAAAAUCACAAGACCCGGAGUAACAGCAUAGACACUGAGGACAGUGGUUUUUUAGAGGGAGAUGAGAAAAACCAGGAGGAAAUGGAAAUAUCUGAGAAACAGGAGGAAACAGCAUAUUCACCUGUCAGGAUCAAACAACCAUCAACUACACUAGUGAAUAAAGACGUGGCUGAAACAAAAAGGAUCAAUCUUCUUGCUAAGAAACACAGUCCUGUGGGUAACCUGAAGAGUAGAUGGCAAAACUGGGCUGAACAGCACACUAUGACUCAGAAGCUAAACCCUUUUAGUGAGAACUUUGACUACAGCAUGUCCAUGGCCACCCGUCUCCACAAGGGUGACGAAGGCUAUGGAAGGCCAAAGGAGGGCACCAAGACUGCAGAGCGGGCAAAAAGAGCAGAGGCCCAUAUUCACCGCGAGAUCAGCGACAUGUGCUUUGUUAUCAGAACCAUGGAGGACCCUGGACCAGACGGAAAGAUCAGAGUAAAUUUUGGACAACUUUUUGACAGAUAUGUGCGUAUUUCUGAUAAGGUGGUUGGCAUCCUCAUGAGGGCCAGGAAGCAUGGAAAGCUGCAUUUCGAGGGAGAAAUGUUAUGGCAAGGUAGAGAUGACCAUGUGGUUAUUACUCUUUUAGAAUAACAUUACUGGAUUGCAUCAGCACUUACAUUAAAAUGAGGCUGUCAGUACUGUAUACUGUAAAUCAGUGUACUAAGGUUAGUAUUUAUCUUUGACAAUUUUUGGAUUGAAGGUUGCCAAAUACCUGAUGCGAUGCGACAAGUGAAGUGCUGUGAUGCAACAAAAAUAAUAGAGCCUAUACUUAAACGAUAGUGCUGUCGAUAAAGGCUCUGCUGUGUGUUAGCUGACCGCGACUGGAGUUGUGCAUCCCGAGCCGAAGGCAAGGGCGCUAACAAAAGUCAAGGCCAACCAUCACAUGGUAGAAACUUCAUCGAGAGGGCACUAGCCCUAUAAGAAAAUUAUUUUGCUCAUUUUCUUUAAAAAAACAAACAAAACAUUUACCUUGAACUUGUAAUGAUUCAUCUGUUACCCUUCCGCUGAGAAACAUUUUAAGAAAGUAGUCCCAAAGGAUCACAUACAUAUUUAGAGGGAAAAAAACAACCUUUGUUAAACAAAAAAUGUUUUUACCUGCCAGGGCUGCUUAUAGUUUUAUCUGAACAGUGCCAGAUAUCUGAAUGGAGGAAUAUCACCGAACUUUCCUUGUCUCGCUUUGUUGUUGUUGAAAGAUAAUGUGUUUGAGCUCCAGUCGAGCUGAUAAGCUGGUACAGGAGUGUUGAUUUUGGUGAAUAAUAAAUUCAUUUGGACCAAUUA
This is a messenger RNA of Polyodon spathula (Mississippi paddlefish), 2312 nucleotides long. RefSeq names its product actin-binding Rho-activating protein-like. The record is from RefSeq and is a predicted model, not a curated record. Bases 486 to 1625 code for a protein of 379 amino acids. Lineage: Eukaryota; Metazoa; Chordata; Actinopteri; Acipenseriformes; Polyodontidae. Gene Ontology annotation, biological process: positive regulation of transcription by RNA polymerase II; positive regulation of Rho protein signal transduction. Gene Ontology annotation, molecular function: actin binding. The transcript is spliced from 2 exons. Gene Ontology annotation, cellular component: sarcomere.